AGAUUGCCUGGUAUUAGUAGUUUUCUGGAUUGCUGUCAUUCCAUUUGUAAGAAUGUGGAGUACCGUGUUGUGUUCACUUUUGUUUUUGGCGAAAAGUUUUGCUGAUCGAGAACUAAUUCCUAUGGAACCCCCUGGAAAUUUAACACUACUCAACUUUGAAGACAAAGACGUGGUUGUACAGUGGGACUCAAUAGAACCCGAAUCUGUUAGAGGUACUUUCAAAGGUUACUUGUUGAGAGUUUGGAAUCAUGCUUUGAGUCAAGUGUAUGCAAUUCCUCCGGACAUAACAAAAACGUCAGUACAAUUCUUUCCUUACUCCAAGAAUUUCAUGACUGUUGCUGUCAGAAACGACAAGUACGUUGGGCCAAGAAGUAACACUAUUAGUUUUGAUGCGCCUCAAACAGAACCCAACAUGCCAUUUUUGUUUGAACACUACCAACUUGGAUCUAGUUCUGUGUUAUUGCAAUGGAAUAAACCGACUCAGGCGAACGGAAUUUUAUUGGGCUACAAUGUAUAUUGCAGUGAAAUGAAGGGGGACACAGUAGAUGAAAAAUCUACCGUGAGAUAUUUCGUAUCUGGGUCCGAUAAUUUUCAAGCCAAACUAACCGGUCUGAAGGAAGGAAUCAAAUACUUCGUCCAAAUUGGAGCUGUCAAUUGUGCUGGAGAAAGCGACCACAAAGUUAUGGAGAUCGAGUUAGAAACACAAACACCCCAGAAACCUUCGAUGCCAACGUUCAAAUACCACAUUGACUUCAACAUAACCGAUAAGAAUGACCUGAUGAAAGCGAAGUGUUACGAAACUAGCCAAUAUCCGAAAUCAGACGGUUCGGCGGACGAUUUUUAUAUUCUGAAUGAACAAGAAAGCGGAAAAGUUGUAACCCACAGUCCCCUGCCAAAAGAGUGGAUUCACGUACAUUCAAAUUGUCUUGUGAACACACUCAUUAAGUGGAUACCCGAUGUAACCAACAUACCCGGUGAACAUUUCUACGUGAAAUAUAGAAUAAAGGGCGAACCAGAAUUUUUGAAAACGGCUCCCGAACUAGAAGAGGAUUACACGAUACUGGAAAACUUCAACGCAUGCGUUAAUUACGAAAUUAUUCUUGUGGCCGUCGAUGGGGACUUCGAAACGGAAAGUGAAGUUCAAGAAACACCGGCUAUUAUGUUCAUGUUCCGACAUUAAACUCUCAAUUUUUUCUACCUAAUUACUUUAAUGCAUCUAUUAAUACAUUGAAGAUUCA
Leptinotarsa decemlineata (Colorado potato beetle) is the source of this 1238-nucleotide messenger RNA. RefSeq names its product neuroglian. NCBI's taxonomy places the organism in Eukaryota, Metazoa, Arthropoda, Insecta, Coleoptera, Chrysomelidae. The record is from RefSeq and is a predicted model, not a curated record. Gene Ontology annotation, molecular function: protein binding.